This is a messenger RNA of Vigna angularis (adzuki bean), 894 nucleotides long. RefSeq lists its product as uncharacterized. Bases 259 to 642 code for a protein of 127 amino acids. NCBI's taxonomy places the organism in Eukaryota, Viridiplantae, Streptophyta, Magnoliopsida, Fabales, Fabaceae. The transcript is spliced from 2 exons. The record is from RefSeq and is a predicted model, not a curated record.
ACUUUUUUUACAUAUAUAGAAAUUCUUUGGAUGACUAAAUUAAAACUUGAUCAUUUACCUGUUUUGCUUAGCAUUAAAUCAAACAUUCUUGCAAGUGCAUGGUUUCGAGGAAGCCAUUGAAAACAGUUCACUCGCUUCUCUUCCUGUCACUAUAUAUCCACCAAUCCUUGGUUCCUUCUCUUUUCCCAACAAUUUUAGGUCUUCAAGGGUUCACACUUUCUUCUGAGGUCGUCUACACUGUUAGAGUCUCGAUCCACCAUGGAUAGCUUCAUCAAUUGGUUGGUGUCCCUGAUAAGUUGCUUAGGGUCAAAGAUUAAUCCAAUACUUGAAAAAAUCACAGGAUAUACAUUUAAUGUUAAGGAUAACUCUUGUGAUGAAACUGGAAUUGAUGGAGAAAUGUGGUUGCUUGUUGCUGGUGCUGUUGUGGUUGCUCUGAUGGUCAUUGUUGUUGUUUGGUUUCUUUGGGAGAUGAUUGUGGUGAUUUUCAGAUGUUUUUAUCCAUGUUGCUGUUGUUGUUGCAGAAGUGGGAGGACAAUGAAGGCUCCAGGGAGAGACUAUUACAUUUUAAGGGACGACUUUGAGCGCAAUCCUAGAGAUUAUUUUCGUAAACUGCGUAGUGAUCAACAUGCGUGUUUGGUUUGAAAUUUUGAAGAAGUAAACCCGCGACAAAUUACUACUUUUUACUUCUUUGACGUGAAAAAUUAUGAACAUAUAUAGUUGGUUGUUAUUGAGGUUUGUUUGUGUUUGGAUGGUGCAUGUUUGGCAUGAUUUGGGUGAUUUGAUGUUGUACAAAAUGUGUUGUAAUUUGUGUUGAUAUUUGAAGUGUGGUAUCCAUGUUUGCUGUUACUUGAUGAGACUGAAGUUUCUGUUGGUUAAACAUUUCUUGUUUGUUCA